UAUACAAUAAAACAAAGGCAAGACACACUCGCCGUUAAAAGGGUCAGGUAUACUAAUUCUACUGGAGUAGCUUAAAUACAGUAUUAUUAAUAUAAUGGUACAAUAAUGUCAAUAGCCAUUAAUCGUGUGCUCGAAAACCGACAAUGCCUGAGAACCGAAAAUCGACCAUGUCAGACUUAAAAAUCGGCAGUGCUUGAAAAUCUAGUGUUUCUGAAAAUUGACUGUGCCGGAAAAUCGAGUGUGCGCGAAAAUCAGCGUGCCUAAGAACCGACAGUGCCUGAAAAUCGACAAUCGAUAAUAAUACUUUAUUGAAAUCGUAGAAGUUUAUAAAAUCAUGAUAAUGGAAAUGUUUGACAACGUAGGAACGAAGAUUAAUCUAUAAAAAUAUAAGAAUUUAGCAUGUGAUAACUUUAUAUGGCGAGCUUAGACAAGCUAACCUUUGGUUAUUUUUCUUUUCUAGAAAGUGAAACAGCUACUAAAAUUAAAAAUAUAACACAGGAGGUGACUGAAGAAAACGUGGAAGAUGUAAGUCAAGAGUUGGACCAGUAUCUAGAGGAGGUUGAUGUGUUGGAGCCGGUAGAUGUGGUAGUUACGUCUGUGGCUUUAGAAAAUAUCAUAAGUUUGGGUUCAACUAAUGAAAACGUUACAGACGCUGUUGUUAGUAUUGUCGAUGAGGUUGUUGGAGCCACAGACCUAAAGGUACUGCCUCAGACAACCGCUAGUAUACUCAAUUCGUUUGAAGGACAGGUGGACGUGAUUGCAAAUUCUGGUAUGAAUUACACACAAGUCGAAGAAAACAUCGCGCUGCAAACGCUAAAUCUUCACUCAAAUGCAAUUGAGAGUAGCUUAAAAUUCGUCGUUGCUGAAAAUAGUACAGAUACCCGUGUAUGUACUGGUAAUAAAUGCAGUGAAAAUGUGGCAUUUUCAAUAGCUUUACCAGAAAGCAUCUUAAAGAUUUCUAAAGGCAAAGACGUGAAUAUAAGCUUUGUUAUUUAUAAAACCGACAAGUUGUUUCGUGUUAACGGCAAAAACACAACAGGUACCGUUUUAGCUGCAACUGUGUACACAAAAGAUGCUCUACCAUCGGAAUUCGAAGAUCCGGUUGAGCUGAUAUUCACUGCACCAGAGAAUCUGUCCUCCAAUGAGUACAAGUGUGCUUUCUGGAAUGAAACUCUGAAUGAAUUUGGCAAUUGGUCUUUUGAGGGCUGCAAACUUGCUGGCGUAUCUAAAAACCAACAGAUAACUUGCGAAUGUACCCACUUGACAAACUUUGCAGUCCUAAUUUUUCCAAAUUCUAAUGAAUCUUCAUUUUUGAGCAUUGUCACUUACAUUGGUUGUAGCAUGUCAAUCAUCGGUCUCAUCAUUACUAUAGUAACCGUUCUUGGUAGCAAAUCGAUUCGAGGCCGUCAACCUCAACAAAUAAUGGUUAACCUGUGUUUGUCGAUGUUGUUUCUCUACAUCAUUUUUAUAUUUGGUGUCGAUACUGCUCGACAGGGAAGCAAAGGAUGUAUCAUUGUUGCCGUGUUUCUUCACUACUUUUUACUGACGACGAUUGCAUGGACGGCCGUGGAAGCGGCCAAUAUAUACUACCUAAUUAUUGCCGUAUUCAACCAGCCAACUUCGAGGUUCAUGAAAUUCUCAUUAGCACUUGCAUGGGGCUUACCGUGGAUUCCAAUUAUCAUUAUGCUGUCUGUUGAUAAAGAUUUCUACAAUAACGAUAAAUAUUGUUACAUCAACAGUACUGAGAAGGGCGCCCUAAUCGGAGGAAUUGUUGUGCCAGUAAGUGUUAUUAUCUUUGGAAACUGCGUGGUUUUUGGUUUGGUUGUCAGAAAGAUAUUCAAAAACACCCAAGGAAAAAUUGUUGAUCAUUCACAAAAAAAAGAGAUUAGAGAGCGGUUUAUCAACGCAGUGGCUAUUUCAUGCUUGCUGGGGCUCACCUGGAUCUUCGGGUUUCUGUCUUUUGAUCAUGAUGGUCAGUUGGUCUUUUUGGUUUUGUUCUGCAUCUUCAACACAUUUCAAGGCGUAGCAAUCUUCGUGUUGUUCUGCUUUAUGCGUAAAGAAUGCAAAGACGUGUGGAAGGCAUGGUUCAAGAAGUGCAGAAUUCGGAAACCGAAGUUUUUCCAGAGCCUUCAUACGCGUUCCGAGUACACGGGGAACAGUGGGGGCGAGAUGAGUAAUAUCGGAUCAAGUGAAUUUACACAACAAACCAACGCUUCGUUUAAUUUUGAUUCAAAUUUCUAGUAAUCAUAGGCCUAGAUCCUAAAAUAAAUCAUUGAUAUAUAUUACUUUUAAUACCAUCAUUUAUAAUAAUAUACUCAGAACUAAUUUAAACUCAUAAUGAUCAUGUAUUCCGUAAGAUAGGCAUAUAAAUACCAACAUAAGAGUAUAUGUGUUGCCAUCAAUGGUGUAACAAGGGAUGUUUUACGGUGCCUUAGAACAUCCUCCCCCACCUUUUUGUUCAAAGGUGAAAAAAUAAUAAAUAACUUAAUGGAAAUACAUAGCAAUUUCAACAUGAAUAAUUGAUAUGACUUAUGGAAAUAUAGAUGAAUUGUAUUUCAAUAUCAUCUGUAUAUUGCUUUUAAUACCAUCAUAUAUAAUAAAUACUCAGAACUAUUAUGGAUUCAUAAUUAUCAUGUUGGCCUAUUACGUAAGACAGGCAUAUAAAUACCAACAUAAUAGUAUUAUUUGUGUAAAUAAUUAUCAUCAAUGAC
Molecule: messenger RNA, 2711 nt
Organism: Anneissia japonica
Lineage: Eukaryota; Metazoa; Echinodermata; Crinoidea; Comatulida; Comatulidae
Product: adhesion G-protein coupled receptor G7-like
Exons: 9
Coding region: 415-2241 (608 amino acids)
Biological process (GO): cell surface receptor signaling pathway; G protein-coupled receptor signaling pathway
Cellular component (GO): membrane
Molecular function (GO): G protein-coupled receptor activity
Source: RefSeq, a predicted model, not a curated record